Molecule: messenger RNA, 1881 nt
Organism: Lycium barbarum (goji berry)
Lineage: Eukaryota; Viridiplantae; Streptophyta; Magnoliopsida; Solanales; Solanaceae
Product: putative E3 ubiquitin-protein ligase XBAT31
Exons: 8
Coding region: 270-1613 (447 amino acids)
Molecular function (GO): protein binding
Source: RefSeq, a predicted model, not a curated record
GCUAUUCUUUGAGAAUCUAACCUGCCCGAAAAGCAUCUGACUACUUCAUAUUUCACCCUCACAGCUGCCCGUUCGUCCCCGCCGUCAAUUUUGCGGGCAGCUACAAACUUCCCAACUCUCAUUUUUCUCUUCUUCUUGAACUCCAUAAAUAUGCAAAAUCUCAUACUCUCACAAUUCCCACUUCUCCCACCACCACCAACAACCACCGCCGUACACGGUGGUGAAAAGGGUCCUCCAUAUAAAGUUGAGAGAUUUUUAUUAUAAUUAUUAUGGGUCAGGGACUUAGUUGUGGAACAAGUGAUGAACAUGGAUUAUUAUUCACUGCUGUUAAGUGUGGUGAUUUGGAAACUGUGAAGGUUUUGCUUGAGAGAAAUUCGAGUGUUGUUCAUCAUUCUACAGUUUAUGAUCAUCAAUCGGCGUUACAUAUUGCUGCUGCCAAUGGCCAGAUUGAGGUUGUUUCUAUGCUUAUAGACCAGUCAGUUAAUCCUGAUUUAUUGAAUCGGUAUAAGCAGACUCCAUUGAUGCUGGCAGCAAUGCACGGGAAGAUCACUUGUGUGCAAAAGCUUAUUGAAGCGGGGGCCAAUAUUUUGAUGUUUGAUUCGCUGAAUGGGAGAACAUGUUUGCACUAUGCUGCCUAUUAUGGGCACUUUGAUUGUCUCAAAACAAUUCUUUCUGCUGCUCGGACAUCUCACGUUGCGUCGUCCUGGGGAUAUGCCCGGUUUGUGAACGUUAAAGAUGGUAAGGGAGCAACACCUUUGCACUUAGCAGCCCGUCAAAGACGGCCUGAAUGUGUUCAUAUUUUACUAGACAAUGGUGCUUUGGUCUGUGCUUCAACUGGUCGAUACGGUUUCCCAGGCAGUACACCACUUCAUUUGGCUGCGAGAGCAGGUUCUCUUGAUUGCAUCCGCGAAUUGUUAGCCUGGGGAGGAGAUCGAUUACAAAGAGAUGAUUCAGGGAGAAUACCACACACAGUUGCUUUAAGACACAAAUAUGGUGCGUGUGCGGCUUUGCUGAAUCCUUCGUCUGCAGAGCCUCUUGUCUGGCCAUCGGCGAUGAAGUUCAUCAGUGAGCUGAAUGAAGAGGCCAGACAUUUUCUAGAAUGUGCCUUGAUGGAGGCUAACAAGGAGAGGGAAAAGAACAUCCUAAAAGAAACAGCUUAUUCGCUAUCUUCUCCUACCAAUUCUGAUAACGAAAUGGAUGACAACACCUCUGAGGUCAGUGAUACAGAAGUUUGUUGUAUAUGUUUCGAUCAAUUAUGCACGAUUCAGGUCCAGGACUGCGGGCACCAAAUGUGUGCACAUUGCAUACUGGCCUUGUGCUGUCAUAACAAGCCUAAUCCUACAACGACCAGUCCAAUCGCGCCUGUGUGCCCAUUCUGUCGUAGUAGCAUUGUACAAUUAGAUGUUAUCAAGCUUGAAAAAGAUGAUGGCACGAACCACGAUGUUUCCUCAUCAAAGCUUAGGAAGUCUAGGAGAUCAAGAAACUUCAGCGAGGGUAGUAGUAGUUUUAAGGGCUUAUCUGCAGUAAGCUCUUUUGGCAAAAUGGUUGAUCGUGGCUCGGGUAGGAUUGCUGCCCAAAACGAAUAUAUUGAUAAGCCAAUAACCCUUGACUGAUAGCAGAAUUUGGCAUCAAGAUUUUCAAGGACAUCCUAAAUGGUGUAUGUAUGUAGAUCUUUCUUCCUAUCUGCUUGAUAGGAAUGAUUAAUACGAAGUUAAAAUGAUUUGCGCAUUUGGAUCGGUCAGUAGUAUAUUGUUUGUGUGAGUGCAAGAAAAAAAGAAACUCACAAUAUUGCUUUAAAAUUGAGUUUACUCGUCCUUGAUCAAGGAUGGUGUUUAGGGCCUACUUGUAACUUGGAAUAGAAAAAAUUCUUUACAGUUGCCU